Messenger RNA from Lampris incognitus (smalleye Pacific opah), 2341 nucleotides. RefSeq names its product ras-related protein Rab-35. Gene Ontology annotation, molecular function: GTP binding; GTPase activity. Gene Ontology annotation, biological process: endocytic recycling. The record is from RefSeq and is a predicted model, not a curated record. Gene Ontology annotation, cellular component: endosome membrane; plasma membrane. NCBI's taxonomy places the organism in Eukaryota, Metazoa, Chordata, Actinopteri, Lampriformes, Lampridae. The transcript has 7 exons. The coding region runs from base 1125 to 1751 and encodes 208 amino acids.
CCACAGAGAAGAUGUUAGUCACUCAAUUCAGCUGCAUUACUCCGUCAGGUGUGGUCCGGGUUGGGACGCCGGCCCCAGAAACACUAACUGGAAAGUGAAUUAACCCCGUUUCGGAUUUAAUCCCGGAACAUGACCCCGGGAACAAUAACAGCCGCCAGAGAAGCCGACGCGACCCGCAGUUGAGCAUUUCGGUGAGUGUCAUUCUGAACAUGGACCAAACGGUUAAGAAGCAGGAGACUCUAUUGAGACUACAACAGAGAGGACUUGUCAUUUUGUACAGCAAUCAGAGGAAGUGAAAUAAAGGGACUGGAUGAAGACAUUUUAUUGGACGUAACCGUUACAUAGCUGAUGUGUGCAUUAAAAAAAGAACUGCUCUCUGUGGGAUCUGAGCGCAUCUUGUCGUACAAAUGAUGAGUGUGCAGUCAAGGAAAGGACUCUAAUGCUUAAACUGGAUUAGUCGGCGUGCACUGGAAAACCCACUUUAAUGCAACUGGCACAGCAGCAGUCGGCAAACGCCAAUCCUCUCAUCUUGGGGACUUGGAUCUACAACUCUCAACAUCUUGGCUUGUAGUUCCAUGUGAAAGGACAUGUUCAUCACUGCCAAGUAAUGAGCAUGGUCCAGUUGCCAUCUAACAUGGGAAUCUAAUCUGACUACUGCCAAAGGAAAAAGAGUGUUGAGUGAUUAUGGAACCCAAAGCUGACAGUAUACUUAAUGGGUUGUAAAAUUUGUAUGUCAUGAGCUGGAAAUCCCCCACUGGAGUGUAUACUGGGAGCAACUGGAGAUAAGCUGGGACCACAUGCCAUUUAGCAGUCAAGUGUCGAUCACAAAUGCAGAAUGCUCCAUAUUCUGUGAGCCAACCUUGCACUAUGAAACUAAAGAAGAUGAUAUGAACAUUUAAGCUGUACCUCAAGCAUAGACCAAAUCUAAAACUGGGAAAAAUCAACUGGAAAAGUAAUUUUCUUGUUCUGGGAAUGCUUCUAUUUUUUGGAGAAAGCUUUGCGCUACUCUGAACUUGUAACAUUUGUAAGAGAUACGUUUUAUUUGUAUUUGGGACAUUUGACCAUCAUCCCUAGUGCCCACUGACAAAAUAAGGAGAAACUGUUUAAACCAGCUACGUGGUAAUAUGGCCGGGAAGGACUACAAUCAUCUCUUCAAACUGCUCAUCAUUGGAGACUCCAAUGUGGGGAAAAGCAGUCUUCUGCUCCGCUUUGCAGAUAACUCCUUCUCCGGCAGUUACAUCACAACCAUCGGUGUGGACUUCAAAAUCCGGACAGUGGAUAUUGACGGGGAGCGAGUCAAACUCCAGAUCUGGGACACAGCGGGCCAGGAGAGAUUUAGAACCAUCACAUCAACGUACUACAGAAACACCCAUGGUGUCAUCAUUGUUUAUGACGUGACAAAUCCAGAGUCCUUUGUAAAUGUUAAGAGGUGGUUGAAUGAGAUCUCCCAGAAUUGUGAUAGCGUCUGUAAGAUCAUGGUGGGUAACAAGAACGACGACCCAGCCAAGAAGCAAGUAGAAACUGGGGAUGCGAUGCGUUUUGGGGAGUCUGUGGGGGUCCGCGUAUUCGAGACCAGUGCCAAAGAGAACAUCAAUGUGGAAGAGAUGUUUAUGGCCUUCACUCACAUGGUCCUCCGUGCCAAGAAACAGAGCCAGAAUCGUGCGGAGAGGGAAAGGGAGAGAGAGGACACAGUCCACAUCAAUGCUCAGAGAGACCGAGACAGGAGGAAAAGAGGAAGGAAGUGUUGCUGAGAGAUGCAAGCUUCCAAACGAAUACGCUUAUGAGAAACAAGAUGGGGGAAAAUGUUGCCUUAUGUGAUCAGUUUGUAUUUGCAGAUGAAUGUUAAAGAAAAAAAUAAAAAAUAAAGUUUACUAAGCCAAUUCCAUUAAAGCACCAGAAAAGCUGCAAUGACUGGUACAAAGGCCAAAGGUUCAAAGAGACUAUUAUAUUGAUUGUAUCUCAAAGACCAGAAGUUAUGUUAACUUUGCACUGAGAGGGGGAGCGGAACAAUAAAACCACUUUACUUUUUUCCUUUUUUUUUUCCUUUUUUUUUUUUAAAGGUCAGUUUGCAAAUUGUGUUUUUGUUAUGAAUUGGUGUCAACUUUUAACUUCUAACCUAGAGGAGACUAACAGACUGGAAGGGUCCUUUUGAGUACAGUUCAAGCAUAUGCUUUUUAUAGAAAUUGGUCAGUAAUUCAGAAAAAGGUUUAUCAUCAAAUCUUAAUGCAAUGAAAUCCUAAUUGUAAUUUGUGAUUAGAGUGGUGUUUGUUGUAAUGCUAAAUGUUGUCACCAAUAUGUCCAACUUCAAAUAAAUAUAGCAAUAAAGCCGGUAUAUCUGUGG